UUUUUUUUUGCUUAAAAUUUCAAAAUCAUUUUACAUUUUGAAAAUUCUAUUAUUUUCUAUGGUUGACUUGAUGCUUCUCCAAUUAGGGUUCAAAACAUAUUCGAGGCAUAAUGUUGCAUUCGCCUCAACUAGUAGAGGUGCAACUACACACUGAAGCUUUCAUAAGGAUGGAAAAUCUCAAAUUUCUAAUAGUUGAGAAUGUACAUAUUUGUAAACCACUUGAAUUUCUUCCCAACAAUUUAGUACUUCUUAAGUGGCCCUAUUAUCCUUUUCAGUUGCCAUUAGAAUAUUUUCCUGAACAACUUGUUGCUAUGGAGAUGCCACAUAGUCGCAUCAAAUUGCCAAAGCUAAUCAAGCAGGAGUGCCGGUUAGGAAAUUUGACAGAUGUCAAUUUUGAAGAUUGUAAAUUUGUUAGGACUUUACCUAAAUUAUGGGUCCCAAAUUUAGGGAACUUGAACCUCUCUUAUUGUAAAAAUUUAGUUAAAUUACCUAAAUUACGGGCCCCAAAUUUAGAGGAUUUGAACCUCUCUGGUUGUGAAAAUUUAGUUGAGAUUGAUGAAUGCUUUGGAUAUCUUGAAAAGCUUAGAAUAUGGGAUCUCAGUGGUUGCUUAAAACUUCAGUUUCUUCCGAGCCAACUCAGGUUGAAAUCUCUUAAAUCUUUUUAUCUUGUUGGCUGCUUAAGGCUUGAGAAGCUCCCCGAUUUUCAUCAAGAAAUGGAAUGUUUAGUGGGUUUAUAUUUAAGUUGGAGUGGUAUUAGAGAGCUGCCUUCAUCAAUCAAGCAUCUCACUAAGCUUAAUAGAUUAUGCCUUUCUAAUUGCAAAAACCUUCAGGAUCUUCCAGAUAGCAUUUAUAAAUUGCAACGCCUUGGGGAAUUGUCGACUUCUACCACCAAAUUGAGACCGACAUGCAAUUCUUUUGAUAGCUCUUCCGAGGGCUAUGAAGAUCUUUUGAUGAAGCCUGAUUACUUCCCCGCAUUGGAAUAUAUUGAUCUAUCUGAAUCCAAUAUUUUUAAUAUUGUUACUGUCCUUGAAAGCAUUUGUUGA
Quercus robur (English oak) is the source of this 1043-nucleotide messenger RNA. Its product is annotated as disease resistance-like protein DSC1. The record is from RefSeq and is a predicted model, not a curated record. The coding region runs from base 111 to 1043 and encodes 310 amino acids. NCBI's taxonomy places the organism in Eukaryota, Viridiplantae, Streptophyta, Magnoliopsida, Fagales, Fagaceae. The transcript has 2 exons.